AUGAUAAAAAAAAAAAAUCCAGCUAUUUUACCAAGAUCAUCACGCUUAAGUACGCUACUAAUAGAACAUUCGCAUCAGAAAACAUUCCACGGGGGAACUCAAUUGACUCUCGCUGAUCUACGGAGAUCUGUCUGGAUAGAAGGUGGGCGUGUUCCAGUCAGGCCUCACAUUCUUCGCUGCGUCGUGUGCACGAGACAUAGAGGUGUUCGUGCACAACAAUUAAUGGGACAAUUGCCAUCCGCUCGUGUAAGACCAUCUAAAGCAUUCUUACACACUGGGAUAGACUACGCUGGGCCAGUAACACUGAAGACAUUUCAAGGUCGAGGUGCGAAAACUUAUAAAGGUUGGAUCGCUGUAUUUGUAUGUCUCGCUACGUCCGCUAUACACAUUGAAAUUGUCACCGAUUACUUAACUGACGCUUUCGUCGCAGCAUUUCGAAGAUUUACUAGUCGGAGAGGCGCCUGCAGUACCCUAUACUCGGACUGUGGUACAAAUUUUGUAGGAACAGACGCCACGCUAAGAAAAGAAUUCGCAGCAGGAUCGAGACAGCUAAGGGAACUUCAGUAUUUACUCGCUACUGAUGGCACAGACUGGAAGUUCAACCCGCCAAGCGCUCCUCAUUUUGGUGGCAAAUGGGAAGCAGCCGUUAAGUCAAUCAAGUUCCAUCUUAUUCGAACUAUUGGUGAAUCGCUAUUGACUUACGACCAACUCGCUACAGUGCUAACACAGAUUGAAGCUGUGCUCAAUUCAAGACCGAUCGCUCCGCUAUCCGAAGAUCCUGCAGAUUUAACCGCUUUGACUCCCGGACACUUUCUAAUUGGUGAACCGCUAAUCGCUGUACCUGGACCUUUACUACUGGAGAACAAUACCGCUAUGUUGUCACGCUGGCAACAACUACAACAAAUGUUCCAGAAAUAUGCUUUUGCUUGA
This is a messenger RNA of Microplitis mediator, 930 nucleotides long. RefSeq lists its product as uncharacterized. The coding region runs from base 1 to 930 and encodes 309 amino acids. NCBI's taxonomy places the organism in Eukaryota, Metazoa, Arthropoda, Insecta, Hymenoptera, Braconidae. The record is from RefSeq and is a predicted model, not a curated record. The transcript has a single exon. Gene Ontology annotation, biological process: DNA integration. Gene Ontology annotation, molecular function: nucleic acid binding.